Limulus polyphemus (Atlantic horseshoe crab) is the source of this 1556-nucleotide messenger RNA. Its product is annotated as E3 ubiquitin-protein ligase RNF4-like. The coding region runs from base 149 to 778 and encodes 209 amino acids. Gene Ontology annotation, biological process: positive regulation of transcription by RNA polymerase II. Lineage: Eukaryota; Metazoa; Arthropoda; Merostomata; Xiphosura; Limulidae. The transcript has 6 exons. The record is from RefSeq and is a predicted model, not a curated record. Gene Ontology annotation, molecular function: transcription factor binding.
ACGGAAUUCUGUAUCCUGUUGAUUAGCUUGUUGAAUUCUUUUCUCUCGCUGUUUUGUCAACUGUUAAUAAUAGUAGUACCUUUUAACAUUGAAAUAUUCUAUUUUGUUUUAUAAAACUAGCUUUUUUUUCGAAACGUUUUGAAUUGAAAUGACUUCUAUGAUUGCAAGCCGAAGGAGGAGAAGACAGAGAGCUUCAGUUAUUCAGCACACUAACAGAGUCCAGCAUCGAUUAGAAACUGUUGACCUCUGUAGUUCCUCUCAUGAUCUUCCAUCAUGCAUUGAUCUUACAUGUGAAGGUGAUGAAGAAGAGAUUGUUGACUUGACUGCUGUAAAUGAUUCAAGUAUUGUGUGUUUGGGUUCAGUGCCCACGUAUCUUCAGAACGAAACUCAAGUGCGAGAAAGAAACUUACGAGCUUUGCGAAGACAUCGAUCACGAUCACCAGUUAACACAAGACAGCUCACUAGAAGGCCUAAUUAUUCAGAUCCACUUCCAGAUUAUAAUAAUGAUAUUCAGCAUCCCAGCUAUGAUCUUGGAGUUACAAAUGAUAUUUCCGGGGGAGCUGAAGAAGAUGAAUCCCCUCCUAGGAGGAAAAUAACAUGUCCAGUAUGUUUUGAUUCAGAUACAGCUAUCCAGUCAUCAUAUCGUCAACUUGUAUCAACUAUCUGUGGACAUGUAUUUUGUAAUAGCUGUAUUUACGAAGCCAUUCGAAGCAACCAUUCUUGUCCAAAGUGUCGGAAAAAAUUAACACUAAGACAGUAUCAUCCUAUAUUUCUAUAGCUGAAGGUCCAAACAUUUGAAUUCUUUUAUUCUCAAAUUGAUGAAAAUAGAUUUUUAGAACACCAUCUGAUACUGUGAAGAGCUGUUUUUGAUAAAUCAUGAGAAAGAAAAUAAUGCCACAACUAUUGUCUUUACUUUAAAGAGAAGAACAAUCAAGCUUUAAUUGGUAUAAAUUUUAACCUCUUGCAUUUUUCAGAUGUACUAAACGAUUCUGUACUGGACUUCCAUUACAGCAUGUCAUAAAGAAUCAGGUCAGAAUUUACUAUUCCAUUAAGAACACAAAUUUUCAUAAAGUUUUUGAAUCUAAAUUGUGUGUGCAUAUAUAUCCCUGAAAUUAUUUGAGUUUGUGAAUAUUAAAUAUGUGUGAAUUAUCUUGUAGCUUACAUAUUGCUAGAAAUUCUUGUUGUUCCCUAGGAGCAUUCUGUAACAAUCCAUGUGACGUACGGGAAGGUUUAGCAUUAAUGAUCAGAAGUGAGGAGAAGUUCUCCUCGUAUAUCAAUUAUUUUGUAUAAAUCUGUUCAGUUUAUUGUAUAAAAAUUCUGGAUUGUGUUUCUAUGUAGCUAGAAUGAAUAUCACUAAUCAUGGAAGUUUUAAAGACCAUUUAAUUAUGUGGGCUAACAGUUAAAAAAACAUUAAAUUCUGUUUAUUUAUAUGUGCAGUAUGAGUGACAAAGUUUUGAUUUUGACUGUCUCUCUAACAUUUUGUGGAAAUUUUUUUUAAAUACAUUACCUACAAGUGUAAUCAGUUUCUUGUGAAGUAAAUAGUUUUAAAAAAAGUA